Molecule: messenger RNA, 897 nt
Organism: Penicillium olsonii
Lineage: Eukaryota; Fungi; Ascomycota; Eurotiomycetes; Eurotiales; Aspergillaceae
Source: the annotation of a GenBank genome assembly
AUGAAUCCAGUCAACAUCGAACCAUACAAGCUUCCAGCCGACGCCACUUGGCUGGUCACCGGCUGCUCAUCAGGAAUCGGACGUGAAAUAGCCACCAUGAUAGCAAACAAGCCCAACCAACGCAUUAUAGCCACAGCACGAAACCCAAACGACCUCUCCUACCUGCCGGACGGAAACCUAAACAUCCUCAAGCUCGCACUAGACGUGACAUCCGUCGAAUCCGUAGACACCGCAUUCGCCAACGCAGCCCGCCAUUUCGGUGAGAACUUCUACCUCGACGUUGUCGUCAAUAAUGCCGGAUACUCGCUUUCAGGUGAUACGGAAGGCGCAACGGAAGAGGAGAUCCAUCGAGCUAUGGAAACUGUGUUUUUUGGAACGGUGCGUGUCACGACGCGUAGUGUUGCGGUUAUGAGGGAGGGUGGUGGUCGGGGGGGAUUGAUUUUCCAGAUCUCGUCGCUUGCUGGGCUUUGUGCUUUUCCUGGUCAUGCAUUUUAUCAUGCUGGGAAGUUUGCUGUUGAGGGCUUCUCCGAGUCGGUGGCUAGGGAGAUGCAUCCGGAUUGGAAUGUCAAUUUCUGCAUUGUCGAGCCGAGUGGUGUGAAGACUAAUUUUGAGGGCCAUAGUAAGGCGAAUAUCGUGCCGCAUCCUGCUUAUAAGGAUGAGAGUAUGCCGGCUAGGAAGUUGGAGAAGUAUGUGGAUGCUGGGAGGAAGUUGGGUGUGGGUAUGGAGCCGGCUGCUUUGGCGGAGGUGUUGUUCAUGAUCGCUAGUCGAGGGGAGCGUGUUCCGCUUCGACUUCCGCUAGGUGCUGUUUCUUGGAAGCUGUCUAAGUCGAAGUUUGAGACUCUUCUUGAAGACUUUGAGGCAGUGAAGAGUAUCAGUACGAUGGGUCAGGAGAUCUGA